AUGGAUGGAUGGAUGGACGGAUCGGCGACAGCGGCGAGGCGAGGAAGGCGAGGCCCGCGGUGGGGCCCGGCGGGGUUGCACAAACGACGAGGCCUGUCGCCCCCCCCUCCCGGGCCCACCGGUCCCCGGGGCUCCCCCGGCCACGCCAUUCCAGUACGACCGUCCGCGCUGCACCGACUUCCACCGGCUAUCCCGGUGGGGCUGCGAAUCACGAAGCGCUGCGGGGAAAAGCGCCGUGAUGCGGGCGCGGCCCACCGUGCGAUGCACUGGGCGACCGGGAGCGGACCAUCGAGGUGCGAGAGGAGUUGCGUGGCCGGGCUGGCUUCUGGGACAUGGACUGCCAAAGCGAAGCAAAAGCGGCCGACGGCCAAAAGGGUGGUCGCGCUCAUUGGGGAGCUUUGGGCGGAAUCCGGGGCCUGCGAGGUUGACUGCUUUGGAAGGGAGUGCAGUAUAUGA
Molecule: messenger RNA, 456 nt
Organism: Marchantia polymorpha subsp. ruderalis
Lineage: Eukaryota; Viridiplantae; Streptophyta; Marchantiopsida; Marchantiales; Marchantiaceae
Source: the annotation of a GenBank genome assembly